Oncorhynchus tshawytscha (Chinook salmon) is the source of this 4780-nucleotide messenger RNA. It is a transcript of the gene cmn, whose product is annotated as calymmin. NCBI's taxonomy places the organism in Eukaryota, Metazoa, Chordata, Actinopteri, Salmoniformes, Salmonidae. The transcript is spliced from 51 exons. Bases 78 to 4217 code for a protein of 1379 amino acids. The record is from RefSeq and is a predicted model, not a curated record.
CAACAGUAGAGCAGCUGCAUUCCCUUUUCUGCUGGUGUCUCUCUCUUUUGGCUUUUUUAUUCUGUUGUGUCUCCACCAUGUUGGGAUGGCUACUUCUACAGACUUUGCUGGUCCUUUGGCUGGCGCAUAGUGCGCACCUGAAGAACAAUGGAAAUGGUGGGGGUGUUGGAAGAAUGUUGAUGCCAUCCAAUGGAUAUGGAUACAAGGGAAAUGGUUACAGUGCUGGAGCCGGAGUGCCCAAUGGAAACGGUGCCAAACCCAAUGGUUAUGGUGCUCCUGCAGCUAUGUCCAAUGGAAAUGGUGCUAAACUCAAUGGUAAUUAUGGUGCUCCUGCAGCUGUGCCUAAUGGAAAUGGUGCUAAACCCAAUGGAUAUGGUGCUCCAGCUGCUGUACCCUAUGGUCAAAGGUCAAAAGGCUAUAGAGCUCCAGCUGCUGUACCCAAUGGAAAUGGUCAAAAAUCAAAAGGUUAUGGUGCUCCUGCAGCUGUGCCUAAUGGAAAUGGUGCUAAGGCCAAUGGUUAUGGUGCCGGUGUGCCUAAUGGCAAUGGACAAGGAGCUAAACACAAUGGUUACGGUGCUGCUCCAGCUGCUGUGCCCAACGGACAAGGAGCUAAGCACACUGGUCAAGGAGCUGGAGCUGGUGCACCCAAUGGACAUGGUGUUCCGAAUCCAAAUGCUGGCAUGAAAGGACCCAUGAAAGGAUACGGCCGACCACCUUUUGGUGCAGGUGCUUCUCUUGGAGUGGGGACUCGAAAGGGUCUGGGGGUACCUCAACUAGCUACAAACAGGAGGGGAGUGUAUGGCAGCAAUGGGUAUGGCGGUAAUGGAUAUGGCUCACAGCCAAUGAAUGGCUACAGGCCAAAUGGUGCCUAUGCCAGGGCUGGUCUUGGCCUGGGUGGUGGCCUCUCGGCUGGAUUCUCUAAUGGAGGAGGCCAAAAAAGACCCACGCAGGGUUACGGCGGUCCCAAUGGACAAGGUGUUAAACCCAAUGGUUACGGUGCUCCUGCAACUGUGCCAAAUGGAAAUGGUGCUAAAAAAAACAAAGGCUAUGGUGCUGGAGCUGAUGUGCCAAAUGGACAAGGUGCCAAACCCAAUGGUUAUAGUGCUGGAGCUGGUGUACCCAAUGGACAAGGAGCUAAACCCAAUGGUUAUGGUGGUGUACCCAAUGAAUAUGGUCCCAGACCCAGUGGGUAUGGAUAUCCCAAUGGUGGGGCAAAGGCACCCAAACCAGGUUAUGGUGCUGGAGCUGGUGUGUCCAAUGGACAAGGAGCUAAUGGUUAUGGAAAUGGAUCACCUCAACCUCAAAAUACUAAAGGUGUUGGAGCAGGUGCACCCAUUGGAGGAACUGAAGCGUCAAAUGGAGGAGCUAAAGCACCAAAUGGUGGGUAUGUGGUUCCUGCUGGUGUACCCAAUGGACAUUUGGCUAAAGUAGUCAAUACUGGUUACGGCAUGCCAAAUGGAUACAGCAUGUCAAAUGGUCAGGGUACUAAAGGUGUUGGUGCACCGAAUGGAAAGGGCCCCAAAGGUGAAGUUCUUACUCCUGAAGCACUAAGCCUUGCACCAGCACCUGAGCCAGGACUUGUAGUACCUGAGCCAAUAAAGAGUGUAGCUCUAAUCUUUCCACAAGGGAAGACAUACCCUAAGCCAGCACCAGUUCCACAAGGGAAGCUUUUCACUAAGCCAGUGCCUAUAGUACCACAGGCAAAGAGUCCAAAGACAGCGCCAGAGCCAGCACCGGUUCCACAAGGAAAGACAUACUCUAAGCCCGCACUAGAGCCAGCAAUGGUUCCACAAGGGAAGACAUACGCUAAGCCAGCAACAAAGUUAGCACCUGUCAUUCCACAAGGAAAGCCAUGCCCUAACAAAGCACCAGAGGCAGCACCAGUUCCACAAGGGAAGACAUACCCGAAGCCAGCCCCAAAGCCAGCACCUGUAGUACCACAGGCAAAGAGUCCGAAGCCAGCGCCAGUUCCACAAGGGAUGCCAUACCCUGAGCCAGCACCUGUCGUUUCACAAGGGAAGCCGUACCCUGAGCCAGCACCUGUCGUUUCACAAGGGAAGCCGUACCCUGAGCCAGCACCUGUCGUUUCACAAGGGAAGCCGUACCCUGAGCCAGCACCUGUCGUUUCACAAGGGAAGCCGUACCCUGAGCCAGCACCUGUCGUUUCACAAUGGAAGCCGUACCCUGAGCCAGCACCUGUCGUUUCACAAUGGAAGCCGUACCCUGAGCCAGCACCUGUCGUUUCACAAUGGAAGCCGUACCCUGAGCCAGCACCUGUCGUUUCACAAUGGAAGCCGUACCCUGAGCCAGCACCUGUGGUUCCACAAGGAAAGACGUACCCUAAACUAGCACCAGAGCCAGCCUCACAGGCAAAAAGUCCAAAGCCAGUGGCACCAGCCGUGCCUCAAGGAAAGAGUCCCAAAGUACCAGACAUCGGUUACGGAGGAGGAACUGGUGUAAACGGAGGUGGUGCCCCCAAUGGCUAUGGUGCAAAACCCAAUGGUUACGGUGUCGGAGCCGGUGCACCGAACGGACGUGGAGCCAACCCCAAUGGUUAUGGUGCAGGAGCUGGUGUACCACAUGGAGGUGGUGUCCCCAAUGGCUAUGGUGCUAAACCAAAUGGUGAUGGUGCUGUUGCAGGAGGCUAUAAUCCUGUUGCUGCUGGCUAUGGAUAUGGACCUGGAGCAGGUGAAAAUCCUUUCGCAGGGAAACCCAAACAUAGUGGUUAUGGUCAAGGUGUCUACCAUGGAGCUGGUUAUGGAUAUGGCGCAGCUGCAAAUGGAAAUGGCUACGGUGCACCUGCAAUUGGUGUGCCUGCUGGUAUGGAGGGAAAAUCAGGUGGGGUUGGUGCAGGACUUGGAGAGCCUGCAAAUGGCGGCAAAUAUGGUGGUUCCGGACCUUAUGGCGGAGCUCCAAUCAUUCCUGCUGGACUGGAUGGAACAAGUCAGUUUGAACCUCAACCCGCUGGCCUACGUCCUGAUGGGAAAUCAGGUGGAAUAUAUGGUGGAUUGGGUGGGCCAUAUGGUGGUCAGACCCUCGGAAUGGGCCCAGAGGCAACAUCUCAGACCAAAUAUGGCAUUGGGGGGUUGCCAUUUGGUGGUCAACCCUUCGGGUUGGGGACUGAUGGUGAAGGCAAGUAUGGAAAUGGUGGGAUCGCCAACGCACCUGGACCUGAUGUUGGCAAGUCAGUUGGUAAAUACGGAAAUGGUGGUCUACCCUAUGGAUCUCAGACUCUUGGAUUGGGUGCCGAAUCCAAAUCCUCUGGAAAAUACGGCGGGCUAGGCACUGGAAUGGGAGGGGAUCCUGCACCUGGAAAAUAUGGAUACGGUGCACCCUAUGAUGGGAAACGUCUUGGCCUAGGGGGUGAUCCUGGGAAAUCAGCUGGCAAGUAUGGCUAUGGAGAGAUGCCAUACGAGCCUCAGCCUCUUGGACUUGGCCCCGAUUCUGGUAAAUCGAAUGGAAAAUAUGGACAGGGUGGGUUGCCAUACGAGCCUCACCCUCUUGGGCUUGGUCCAGAUGCUGGAAAAUCUGCAGGCAAAUAUGGGGGCGGUGCACCAGAAUCCUAUGCACCAGAACCUCUUGGCCUUGGUGGUGAAGGACAGAAAUCUGCUGGGAAAUAUGGUAACCUUGGACCAUACGAGCCACAGACCCUUGGAUCAGUCACUGAUGGCAAAUCCACCGGACAAUACGAAAAUCCUAUGCCUUAUGAGCCUUUGCCCCUCGAAUCAGAGACUGUCGGAAAGUCAUACGGUAAUGAGAGAUUAGGAGAAAUAGCACCAGCACAACCUACUAGACUUGAAGAAGAGGGAAAAUCUACUGACAAAUAUGGCAAUGGGGGAUAUAUAAAUGGACAAGUUCAGCCAGAAGUUGUCUCCUUCCCCCCAGCUCCCACGCCUUGGCCCUCCAUCUCCUAUCCCCCCAUCCCCUCAUUUGUGCCCGUAGUGUCCUUCUUCCCCCCCGAGGCCCCUGCCGCAGCUGUUUCAGAGGCCCCACCCAAGCCUGUGGGCACUGCCAGACUCUCCCUUGCAUCUGCGCCCAGCACCCAAAUGAAAGCCCCACCACACGGGCCUGACACUGCGUUGCUUCAGCCACCGCACCAGAUACACAUUCAGCAGCACCUCAAGCUGCACAUUCACCCGCAGGGCAAAUCAUGGCGAGGAGGUGCAAAGGAGAAGAAAUAUGAAUUAACAGGAUUCUUUGGGAAUAGUGGAUACUAAGGUAAAACAUUAAAGGUUGACCAGGGUGACGGUGGCCAUUUACAGCAUUUAACUUCACUAGAUUUUUUUACAUUGCUGCUGUUGUUUAUAUUUGUUUUAAUUCCCUUUUUAAUUGAUCUCUAGUUUUUGUAUAAUUAUUCAUAUCUCCCUGUCCAUGCCAAACCGGUCCUGCCUGACAUUUUUUUAAUAGUUUUCAUGCCAUGUCAGUAAUAUCACUAGAACUAAGAAAACACACAUUUAAGUCUUGCUAGGGCAUACCUUCUUUGUAGUUUAUAUUUUCUACAAAUGUAUCUUGAUUAUGUGUCUGUCUUAUUUCAUUUCGUAACCACCUGUCUUACUCCACUUACUGGAUAAGGUGAAUCAUGUUUUGAGAGUUUGUGUGCUACAAAUAUUUAAUGUGUUGAUUGAAUCAGUCCAGUUUUUGUCUGCAUAGUUUUAUAAACUCAAACAAAUGUAUUUUGUAUGGGAAAGUUAAAAAAAAAAAAAAAAAGAUUUUACUACCUGUGGCAAACACCUGUACAUUUUUGGACAGUUUUGAUGGAAUAAAAACAGGCUGGAAAUAC